Molecule: messenger RNA, 2823 nt
Organism: Lagopus muta (rock ptarmigan)
Lineage: Eukaryota; Metazoa; Chordata; Aves; Galliformes; Phasianidae
Gene: RNF32
Product: ring finger protein 32
Exons: 8
Coding region: 1-1104 (367 amino acids)
Molecular function (GO): protein binding
Source: RefSeq, a predicted model, not a curated record
AUGGAGGAUCAUCGUUUUUACAGGGGCCUCGCCUCUGAACAAGAGGGGAUAGCAGUUUCUGCAGUUGCUUUGCAGGAUCAUAUAAUACACAGUCAUCAGCUCCAAGGUCUUUCGUUAGCAGAUCCUUUUAAGUCAAGGAACAUCAGGAACAUUUACAGACUUGUGAACAAAGAGACGGUCAAAGCAGUGGUAGAUACUGGGCUACGAAAAAAGAGCACUCACCAGAAGAAUAAAGAAGAUGAGGAAAAGGAGUAUGUUCUUGAUCCCAAUCCUCCACGGCUAACCUUAGCUCAGAAAUUAGGACUAGUUGAGCCCCCUUCCCUUCCGCUAACUGCUGAAGAAUGGGCAAAAAUAAAGCAGAGAUCCAUACAGCAUGGAGAUUCCAUCCAGCCCUGUGCAAUAUGCAGGGAAGAGUUUGCACUUCAGCCUCAGGUGUUGCUUUCAUGUUCCCAUGUAUUCCAUAAAGCAUGUCUGAAAGCCUUUGAAAAAUUUACGGGCAAAAAGUCCUGUCCUAUGUGCAGGAAAAAGCAGUACCAGACCAGAGUGAUACAUGACGGGGCCCGCUUGUAUAAAAUAAAGUGUGCAGUCAGAAUUCAAGCCUCCUGGAGGGGAUACGUUGUUAGAAAAUGGUAUAAAAACUUGAGAAAAACAGUGCCUCCUAAAGACAGCAAACUAAGGAAACAGUUUUUUGAGGAAAAGGUUCAACAGAUUAGCAGUCGGCUCCUGAGUUCUUAUGACAUAAACCUGGAUGAUUUUCUUUACAAGAUAGAUUCUUCUAUAGCUGCAUGUCGGGAUGCAUUUCAGCAGCUGGAAGGAAAAGAAAUACUCCUCAGUGAAAAUGACUGGGAGAGGAUCCAGAUGCAGGCAUUUCGGCAGGAGAUAGCUGACUGUCCUAUCUGUAUCACGCCACUCAGCCCUCCUGCUCACCCUGCCUGUGUUUUUUCUGGUACCAGCAAUCCGUUCUCCCGACAGACCGUUCUGCUUUCUUGUUCACAUUUGUUUCACCAUUCCUGUCUUGAAGCGUUUGAAGAGUUUUCCUUGGGAGUGCAACCUAUUUGCCCUUUGUGCCGCUCAUAUUAUCAAAAGAAGGUCCUCAAGUGUUGACACCCACAGCUCAGUGAAGUACCUCCCAGCAGAGCACGGCUGACAAUGCACAUGCAUGUUUCUAACUUGGGAACCUCUUAAGAUCCAGAUCUUUUAAGUAAUUUUUUUUUAAAUGUACCAUGGCAUUCACCUUGUCUUUGGAGAAAUAAAAGUUGAGUGCUGUUGCUCUACUUUAACAGUCAGUUUCACCUUUCUCGGCAUUUUUUGUCUCCAUCCCUCUGGCACUUUCAACUUCCCUCAUUUUCAUCUCUCUCUCCCAGCGAUGAGGCACAGUGCAUUUAGGCAUUGUGUUCCUUCAGCAGAACCCCCAUUAUCCUUUACCAUUCUGGUUUUAUGCCUGAUACGUGGUAGCACAGGCUCCCAUUCACAAGAAAACCACUACGGUCACUGGGGUCACUGCAAGAAACACAUUUUCCUUCAGCCAAGCUUGCCAACCAGAACCCCAGCUCCUGCUUCUGCUUGAACAACUGUGACCAAUCCCAGUUCGCUGUUUGCAAAUAAGAAAUGACCCUCAAAGCCCAAGGAUCACUUCAGAACUUCUUAGAACUAAGGAACCAGUAAGUACUCAUCUAUUUUAGCAGGAAUAAAAAUAUGGUUAUGAAUUUUCAGCUGUACGUUGCUGAAACCAAUUCAGGUCACCACGUGUAACUUGCAAGUCUAAGCACAAAGACCAUUCCACAGAAGCGAAUCAUAAAAGUAACAAGAAAGAUCAUUUUGCACAAAAAGGCAAUGAAUGGCUGAUUAACUAUUCAAAUGGAGAGCUUUCAAAUAACGCUGACAAGAUCAGAUUGUGUCAAGCAUCAAGUGAGGCAGACAUCACAUGCAUUUAAAGACUUGAGCUAGAAUAGAUCAAUAUCCUGCUAGGAGUUCCUUAGGUAAGAGGUUUCUACAGAGGACAGCAUCAAACUGCUGAGAGAACUAGGGAAGUCACUUGUUGAAUAGAAGACAAAGGGAAAUACAGUCUUUGAACCUUGGAAAUGCUCACACAAGCAGAAGAGUUGUCUUGCUUACUGUGGACACCUGAGAACCAAAUUAAAGCUUUGCAAGGCUUUGCAAAGCUUGCAAACGUUGCAAGGACCUCUUACACUUCAUAUUUAGGGAAUCUUGGACAAUUAAACAACAAUAUAUUGUCAGAAGUCACAGAUAUUCCUGGUAUUUAACCUGCAUCUUAGGGACUAACAUAGGUAUUUUUGAUCCUGUGCAGUCGAAUGGCUCAGGUGUCUGCAGGUCCUUUCCAAAUGUACAAUUCUUGGACUUCUUUUAAAGAAAACACUGCAGUCUCCAGUGAGAGUUUCAAAGAGUUUAAGAACCGUCACAUUAUUAAAGAAAUUAAGAAUUGCACUUCAGUCGUACUGUUAACAUCACACAAUCUGGAUACUUUUCCAUGAACAAUCCUCACUUCCUUGGAGUGCUGGAAUUCAUCACAUCCUUGUUUUAAGAGCAGGGCUGUCAUUCCUCUGAGUGUACACGAUAUGUGGUAUGUGAUGGAGAUUCAUGUAAUUUUUUGUAAGAGAAUCCCCAAAAUACAUUAAAUGCAGGAGGGAUGGAAGGGAAUGCAGCUACUCACACCAACUACUCACAGAACCAUUCAGAAUGCUUGGGAUGCCACAGAUCUUUCUCAUGGCUUUAAAUAAUAGAAUCAAAACCCCAUUAUGAAUCACACUUUAUUGAAAACACAGUAAAAAAGAAAAAAAAAAAAAAAAGCUUCUUCCUACAAAA